Chaetomium globosum CBS 148.51 is the source of this 951-nucleotide messenger RNA. RefSeq lists its product as uncharacterized. Bases 1 to 951 code for a protein of 316 amino acids. NCBI's taxonomy places the organism in Eukaryota, Fungi, Ascomycota, Sordariomycetes, Sordariales, Chaetomiaceae. The record is from RefSeq and is a predicted model, not a curated record. The transcript has 2 exons.
AUGGAAGCGCGCCAUUUCGACCAUGAUACCAUCUUGACUGACGACGCCGUCGCGGAGCUGAUGGCAAAAGAGGCGAGCGACACGGCUAUCAAGUACUCUUCAAUGGGCCUUGGAGCGUUCAGGUCGACGAAGUCAGUACUCCCGGGUCCGGCGCGGUCGAGGUUCAUUGGACUCCGCCCAAUGGAGCUGAACGGGACGAGGGCCGGAGGAAAAAAGACGAGAGGCGAGACAAAGAAGAGACAAGAGACCGCUCCCGCGAUCGGGAUCACCGACGCAGCAGGCACAGCACGCGGCAAGGGGACAAAGAGGAGGGGCAGCGGUUGCGUAGAAAGCACGACGAUCGAACAAGGGAUGAACACCACCGCCGCCGAGAUAGGUCACGCUCGCCGCGACAGAAGGGAUCGUAAGCACCGCGAUCGGUCACCGCUCAGCAGUAGCGACGACGACUGUCGGUUGCGCCAUUCAAAGUCGCGGCGGGGCAAGUCCGGCAAGGAUCGUGACCUGAUGGCCGGCGAGUCAUCUCGGCGCAAAAGCUACGGACGGCUACUACAGAAAAACGACGAAUUUACAACCACCUCCAAGACUAGCGGGCUGGCCGAGGGAGACGAGUCCGAUCCACUCGAGGAGCUUAUCGGUCCAGUGCCACCGUCAGAAGCCCCUGUCAGGACACGUGGAAGGGGUGCCGUCCGAGGCGCCGCGGCAAUGGAUGGUCGGUUCUCCGAAGACUAUGACCCAGCCUCUGAUGUCCAACCAGAGGAGCCGACCGCGACCGAAGACUGGGAUGAGGCGGUUGAGACAUUCCGCGACCGGCAGAAAUGGAAGCAGCAAGGCGCGGAUAGACUCCGCGCCGCUGGUUUCACAGAAGAGCAGGUCAAGCAGUGGGAAAAGGGUGGGGAGAAGGACAUUGAUGAUGUGCGGUGGAGCAAGGCCGGCGAGAAGCGCGAGUGGUAA